Molecule: messenger RNA, 381 nt
Organism: Cooperia oncophora
Lineage: Eukaryota; Metazoa; Nematoda; Chromadorea; Rhabditida; Trichostrongylidae
Source: the annotation of a GenBank genome assembly
AUGCACAAGAAGAUCAUCUCCUCGUAUCCUGGUAUGAAUUCAGUGGUCGCCUGCAUUGCUGCCUGCAUCGAUCACAGGAAAUGCAAAGCAGUAACCUACAAAUCUGGUCUAUGUAUUCUACAUGGUGCAUCACCGGCAUCUGAUUCUUCGCUACUCGUUGACGGCAACGAACAGACUAUGGUGAUUGAAAAUGGGUGCCAACUGACGACAGAAUUUAUUCCAUCGCUCCUAUCAAAUAGCGUCGUGAGCGGAUCCGUAAUCAGGGACAACCCACCAUGGGAGGAAUGGGGUUUGUGCCAGUUCUCAUCUGGUGGCAAAAGGGUUCGAGUUCGCCAACGGGAGUGCACAAAUUGCGAGGAUCUUCAAGUGGAUCCAUGCUAA